This is a messenger RNA of Tyto alba (common barn owl), 7344 nucleotides long. RefSeq names its product structural maintenance of chromosomes 3 (gene SMC3). The record is from RefSeq and is a predicted model, not a curated record. The coding region runs from base 139 to 3792 and encodes 1217 amino acids. The transcript has 29 exons. Gene Ontology annotation, molecular function: cohesin loader activity; double-stranded DNA binding; ATP hydrolysis activity. Gene Ontology annotation, cellular component: chromosome. Lineage: Eukaryota; Metazoa; Chordata; Aves; Strigiformes; Tytonidae. Gene Ontology annotation, biological process: mitotic sister chromatid cohesion.
GGGGCUUGAAGGGGCGGGAGGAGGCGGCGGCGGAGACCCGGGGUCGCGCCGAGCAUUCGUGCCGGGAGGAGACAGUGAGGGCGGGCUGAGUGACAGCAGGAGGCACCAGGGCAGGCGCCUCCCUCAUCCUCCGCAGACAUGUACAUCAAGCAGGUAAUCAUUCAGGGCUUUCGAAGCUACAGGGACCAAACCAUUGUGGACCCAUUCAGCUCGAAACACAAUGUCAUUGUGGGAAGAAAUGGAUCUGGAAAAAGCAACUUUUUUUAUGCGAUUCAGUUUGUCCUCAGUGAUGAGUUCAGUCAUCUUCGCCCAGAGCAAAGACUGGCUUUGUUACAUGAAGGUACAGGUCCUCGUGUUAUUUCAGCGUUUGUGGAAAUUAUUUUUGACAAUUCAGACAACAGGUUACCGAUUGAUAAAGAGGAAGUCUCACUUCGCAGAGUCAUUGGAGCCAAGAAGGACCAAUAUUUCUUAGACAAGAAAAUGGUGACGAAAAAUGAUGUAAUGAAUCUUCUUGAAAGUGCUGGAUUUUCUCGCAGUAAUCCCUACUAUAUUGUCAAACAAGGAAAGAUCAACCAGAUGGCCACAGCUCCUGACUCUCAAAGACUGAAGCUACUAAGAGAAGUAGCGGGUACCAGAGUGUACGAUGAACGUAAAGAAGAGAGUAUUUCACUAAUGAAAGAAACAGAGGGCAAGCGAGAGAAGAUCAAUGAGUUGUUGAAAUACAUUGAAGAGCGACUGCAUACCCUAGAAGAGGAGAAAGAGGAGCUGGCUCAGUACCAGAAGUGGGAUAAAAUGAGGAGAGCAUUAGAAUACACCAUUUAUAAUCAGGAGCUUAAUGAAACUCGAGCUAAGCUUGAUGAGCUUUCUGCCAAACGAGAGACAAGUGGAGAGAAAUCCAGGCAGCUGAGAGAUGCACAGCAAGAUGCUAGAGAUAAAAUGGAGGAAAUAGAACGACAAGUUCGAGAACUGAAGACAAAGAUUUCUGCAAUGAAAGAAGAGAAAGAACAGCUAAGUGCUGAAAGACAGGAACAGAUUAAACAGAGGACUAAAUUAGAGUUGAAGGCUAAAGACCUGCAGGAUGAAUUAGCUGGCAACAGUGAACAAAGGAAAAGACUGUUAAAAGAGAGGCAAAAGCUUCUUGAAAAAAUUGAGGAGAAGCAGAAAGAAUUAGCAGAAACGGAGCCGAAAUUCAACAGUGUAAAAGAAAAAGAAGAGAGGGGAAUUGCUAGACUUGCACAGGCUACACAGGAAAGAACAGAUCUUUAUGCAAAACAAGGUCGAGGAAGCCAGUUUACUUCCAAAGAAGAAAGGGAUAAGUGGAUAAAGAAAGAAUUGAAGUCUUUAGAUCAAGCCAUCAAUGACAAGAAGCGGCAGAUUGCAGCUAUACACAAGGAUUUAGAGGAUACAGAGGCAAACAAGGAGAAGAAUUUGGAACAGUACAGUAAACUGGACCAGGAUCUUAACGAAGUGAAGGCGCGUGUUGAAGAACUGGACAGAAAAUACUAUGAAGUGAAAAAUAAAAAGGAUGAACUACAGAGUGAAAGAAAUUAUCUGUGGAGGGAAGAGAAUGCAGAACAACAAGCUCUCGCUGCAAAGCGGGAGGAUUUAGAAAAGAAACAGCAGCUUCUCAGAGCAGCAACAGGAAAGGCCAUUUUGAAUGGUAUAGACAGCAUAAACAAAGUCUUGGAGCACUUCCGUCGAAAAGGCAUAAACCAACAUGUUCUAAAUGGCUAUCAUGGCAUUGUGAUGAAUAACUUUGAAUGUGAACCAGCUUUCUACACCUGUGUUGAAGUUACUGCAGGGAACAGGUUGUUUUAUCACAUUGUGGAUUCUGAUGAGGUCAGUACAAAGAUCCUUAUGGAAUUUAACAAAAUGAACCUUCCUGGAGAAGUUACUUUCCUCCCUCUGAAUAAGCUGGAUGUUAGAGAUACUGCUUAUCCUGAGACUAAUGAUGCUAUUCCUAUGAUCAGUAAACUGAGAUACAAUCCAAGAUUUGACAAAGCUUUCAAACAUGUUUUUGGCAAGACUCUAAUUUGUCGUAGCAUGGAAGUGUCUACCCAGCUGGCCAGAGCUUUCACUAUGGAUUGUAUUACUCUGGAAGGUGAUCAAGUCAGCCAUCGUGGUGCUUUGACUGGAGGUUAUUACGACACAAGGAAGUCUCGGCUUGAAUUACAAAAAGAUGUUAGAAAGGCAGAAGAAGAACUUGGUGAACUUGAAGCAAAACUCAAUGAAAACUUACGCAGAAACAUUGAAAGGAUUAAUAAUGAGAUUGACCAGCUAAUGAACCAAAUGCAGCAAAUUGAGACACAGCAGAGAAAGUUCAAAGCCUCUCGAGACAGCAUUUUGUCAGAGAUGAAAAUGCUGAAGGAGAAGAGGCAGCAGUCUGAGAAGACAUUUAUGCCUAAGCAACGCAGUUUGCAGAGCUUAGAGGCAAGUUUACACGCUAUGGAGUCAACUAGAGAAUCGUUAAAAGCAGAGCUGGGGACUGAUUUGUUGUCUCAGCUAAGUCUUGAAGAUCAGAAACGUGUGGAUGCUCUCAAUGAUGAAAUUCGACAACUACAGCAAGAAAACAGACAGCUUUUGAAUGAGAGGAUUAAACUGGAAGGCAUUAUCACAAGAGUUGAGACAUAUCUCAAUGAGAAUCUGAGAAAACGCCUAGACCAAGUGGAACAAGAACUGAAUGAGCUUCGAGAAACAGAAGGUGGCACAGUUCUUACUGCCACAACAUCGGAACUUGAGGCUAUCAACAAACGAGUGAAAGAUACACUGGCACGGUCAGAUGAUCUGGAUAAUUCUAUUGACAAAACGGAAGCAGGAAUUAAAGAGCUUCAAAAGAGCAUGGAACGCUGGAAGAACAUGGAAAAGGAGCAUAUGGAUGCCAUUAACCAUGAUACAAAAGAACUUGAAAAAAUGACUAACAGGCAAGGCAUGCUUCUCAAGAAGAAAGAGGAAUGCAUGAAGAAAAUCCGAGAGUUGGGUUCACUUCCACAGGAGGCUUUUGAAAAGUACCAGACUUUAAGUUUAAAGCAGUUAUUCCGCAAACUGGAGCAGUGUAAUACGGAACUGAAGAAGUACAGUCACGUUAAUAAAAAAGCUUUAGAUCAGUUUGUGAAUUUCUCAGAGCAGAAAGAAAAAUUGAUAAAAAGACAAGAGGAACUGGACAGGGGCUACAAAUCCAUCAUGGAGCUGAUGAAUGUCCUUGAGCUGAGGAAAUAUGAGGCUAUUCAGCUGACUUUCAAACAGGUGUCAAAAAAUUUCAGUGAAGUAUUCCAGAAGUUAGUCCCUGGUGGCAAGGCCACGUUAGUGAUGAAGAAGGGAGAUGUGGAGGGCAGUCAGUCCCAGGAUGAAGGUGAAGGCAGCACCGAGAGUGAAAGGGGAUCUGGAUCGCAGAGCAGUGUUCCAUCUGUAGACCAGUUCACUGGAGUUGGCAUAAGGGUAUCGUUCACAGGGAAGCAGGGUGAAAUGAGAGAAAUGCAGCAACUUUCAGGUGGACAGAAAUCCUUAGUGGCCCUAGCCCUGAUAUUUGCUAUCCAGAAAUGUGAUCCAGCUCCAUUUUACUUGUUUGAUGAAAUCGACCAAGCCUUGGAUGCUCAGCACAGAAAAGCUGUUUCAGAUAUGAUUAUGGAACUAGCUGAACAUGCUCAGUUUAUUACAACAACUUUUAGGCCUGAAUUGCUCGAGUCAGCUGACAAGUUCUAUGGUGUAAAAUUCAGAAACAAGGUUAGUCAUAUUGAUGUGAUCACAGCAGAAAUGGCCAAAGACUUUGUAGAAGAUGACACCACACAUGGUUAAAUGCAAUUGUACUUACUGCUUGUUUGGAAGAUGUGUAUAGUGCUAUGUUUAUGCCAGGGACCUGUAAAUUUAAAGUACGAAGUAUUUAGUCCUUGUUUAAAAUAGUUUUUGAACACAUUUUAACCAAGACCCCAGAAGGCUUAGUUUCAAAGAAGUUUGAGUAUCCAUUUUGUCUCUGUUGCUGUAUUUUAUAAGAUAAUUGUUAAUGCUACCUUUAUACAGUACCUGUAGUUUGGAAAUUUUAUUCUUUUCCCUCGAUCUUUUGUAAAGUGUCUGUUGCUGUUUUAAAGCUUUUCAGAAAGUGCUGGCUAUUCCUUCUUAAGUAUAAUUUUACCAUUUAUAUUGCCUCACAUUGUUUUGUUUUGGUUUUUUUUUUAAUGGCUUCAAUUAAAAUGAUUGGGUUUAUCGCUGUAACUUCUAUACAUUAAGUUUCUGGUUUAUAUUGUCUGUCUUUAAAGGAUUCCACUGAAAUGGAGUAAAUACUAUUUGGUCAUAUUGGAGCUCCAUAUAUCAGAAGUAUGAGAUGAAGCAAUUCUUUUAAGUUAUUCUUAAUUCUCUUUUCCCCCUUUUUUUGCACAUUGCCAAUGCCAGCAGAAAACCACCCAAAAUCUGUGCUUGUCCAAAUUCAGUGUUCUGGUUAAUGAACUGAAAAAAAAUGUAAAAAUCAGAAGAAGCUGAGAAGUCUGAAAAGACCCUAGAACUGUAUCAAGACAAAUCACAGACCCCACUUUUUUCCUGGCACCCUGGCCAGUGUAAGAAUUCCUCCAUCAUAUCCCUUCAUCUUCCCCGCGAGACCAGCAUAACUUGAGCCAAGUGACAGUCACCAGUUUGAUGGGGCUUCAUCUGCAAGCACUCUUGCUCCCCACUGAGAAUUUCAGGAACUGCAGGAAAGGAGGGCAUGAACUGGUGGCAGGUCUCCCCAGCUGAGAGUGCAUAUACUUGCUAUACAGGGCAGGAUAAGAGAAGAAUACUACAGUUAGUAUCGAGUAACUCCCCCAGGGAAUGAUAAUCAUGUAGGAAAUUACUACCUGCAGUAAGUUUUAAGACAGAAGGAGGAGAAUGUUGUACCUGACAUAACAAAGCUUUCUAUAGCAGGGAGUCACUAGCUACAUGGUAGACUUUCUGUGAACAGAGGGUGGAGUACAGAACAUAAAACAAACUCUUGAGUAACCCCAACUCCCCCAAAAUGUCUAGCAUGGCAGUAGAACACCCUGAAUAAUUGGGAAUUUGUCCUAUGCACACAGAGCUCUGAAUUAUGCAUUUAGGGUGGCUAUGGAGCAAAGCACUUCUGAAUUACAGGUGAAACAAGUGAGUUCAAAGUCCAGAGAAGGACCUAAAGAAUCUAGCCACAGAUUCAUGCCUAAAGUUACUGAUUUCAAUGUGUUUGAUCUGGUGCAUGUAAGGACACACUUGAAGUGUCUGUGAUCUGUUGGCCUGUAGUAAUAGCUGGCUGUGCUCUUGGCUAACUCAUUAGGGCAUCAGCUUGGCAGUUGUUUGCUUAAAUUUUGGAAGAGAGAAGCCAUGAAGCUAAUUACUGUGCUUAUUAUGAAGUGCCAUGAUCAAUCUUAGAUGGAUUUACUAUGAAUGAAUUCUAUCAAAUAAUUCAUUAAAAUAGGAAUAGAUUAGUAGAGUGGUAGGUGGUUUGAAUUUUUUUUGUACUGAGCCUAAAUGCAGCUGAAUAACUUGAGUAAUUUCAGCUGUGUUAGGAAUUUUCCUCUGGGUUGAGUCUAGCAUUAAGUUUGUUAUCAAGCACAGUAGGAGGAUGGGUUACUAGCAAACUGGUGGAAACACAGAUGAAUACUGGGUUGAUACUGUGCAGGGUAUGAAUAGACAAGCCUUUAGCUAUCACUUCUAUUUCUUGUCUGCUAAAGACCAAGGUUUAGAACCAAUUGCACAAAACUUGAGAAAUUUAUCAAGACUUUCAGAAUCCCUUGUUAAGUUUGGGGGCUGGUGAUUAUUUUUUGUUUAAAUGACUACUAAACUUUAUUCUGUCCUUUAAAAGUGACAUUUCUAGAGAGGCUACUUCCUAAGAUGACACCUUGUUUUCCUGUGAGCGUACUUCUUCCCAGGUGCUCAUCCGCAAUGCUGUGAUGUCUCUCUGCUGUGCAGCCACAUACUACAAGUGUGAAAAAAACUUAAUGGCAUCAGUUCCUUCAUCUGAUUCAGCAAGUUGAGUGUGUUAGCAGUAAUGCUGGCAUGCAUGGGACUGGAAUGGGAAAGGCUGAAAUAACUUACACAGCACCUCUAGAUGUCAAAGCACUGUGUGCAGUGCUGCAGAUGCCCUACAGUGAGCUUGGGUUGCUGAGUUAGAAGCUGUAGUUAGAAUUGAAGAGGGAUGGAGUAAGGUGGGUUAUUUAGCAAAAUCUAUGCCAGCUUGCUAUAUUGGAAAAUAAAUGGGAUGAGUGGGAACUGCACGAAAGUAGGAAAACCAGAAACUCAUCCCUUGCUGUAUGUUUAAGGAAAGUGCUUGUACAAAGGAGGAAGAAUUGUCUUUAAAAUGCCAGUACAUACAACCUAAAGGAGGAUUUGGGGUUUCUGAACCUAAAUUUGGCCAGGAGUGGCAGAAAAGUUUUCACUGCUAAUGAUGUACAUCAGAUUUAAGUGGCAAUCUGAAGAUGUGACACAGCUGUUGCAAAAUGCAGUAAUUGAGGUGAUAGGUUUCCAAGGUCUAUGUGUGUGUUGUAUUCUGUUUGUGAUGGUUCAUAUCUGGUCCACUCAACACUGUAGUUUACAAGUUGCCUUUUGUGUCUGCCAGUGCUUGAAAUUCUGUUUAGAGUCUUAAAAAUAAGCUUUAAGAGUUACUAUGUCCUUGAGCUUCUUUGUAGCUGUCCUGUUUUUUCCACCAGGAAGUUUAAGGCAGAAUUUAGUGAAGCUAUAUGCUUGCUCUGAACUGUAGGAUAUCCCAGAAAUUGUAGAAAUCCUGGGUGCUGCAUAGUGCAUCUACUCUUUAUGCUGAGGAAGAUUUGUAUAGUGGCUCUGGUAGAUGCUGCUCAGAAACGUGGCAACACGGGGCUGGUGGUUGUAUUCUGGGUCAGUAUCAGGGGUGCUGCUUCUGCUGCCCAAGUGUACUGGGACAAGAUCACUCGUGUAUGAUCCAGAAACACGAAACUUGAGAAUGUUACCAUUUUAUCCAUUUUAUUUUCACUUGUUACACUUACCCUUCCAGUAAAACACAACCCUUUGUUUUUUGGAUGUCCAACUGAGGCUGUGUUUCCUACUGCAAGCUAGGAAGUCACCUGGGAAACAACAAUGUAAUGUAACUGCUGAAUGUUUCCGAUAUAGGUGUUCAACUGUUCAUUUUCUUAAUUAUCAAUAUGUGAAACUUACCAGCUGAAUGGGUGAUCAUUGCUGAUAUCUUAGGAUGGAUGGUUUUCAUCUCUAGUAAAUGUUCUUCAAAUGCUUUGUAAGAUUAACACCUUUGAGUUUUCUAUUUUUAAUCUUAUGUAAAUGUUACAAGAUGUAGUUUGUAGCUUUGGGCAGCAGAUGGAACCAAACUGGACUAAAUGCAAAAGUGAAAUUUGCUUUAUUAUUAAAGCUGAGGGUAAAAUCAAA